CAACAGUCUCUUUCCAGUCCCCCUGCAAACGAACGGUGAAAUGGCGUCGGCUCAGGAUUACAGCACCUACAACCAGACCAGCGCCCAGCAAGGGUAUGCCUCUUAUGCUGCCCAGCCCUCACAAAGUUAUGGACAGUCUGCACAGCAGAGCUAUGGCCAGCAGAAUUAUGGAUCAUAUGGGCAACCUGCUGCUGCUGCAGCUGAUGGCACGUACACCCAGACGACCCCAGCAGCUGGAACCUACCCUCAGCAGCAGCAACAGUAUGGAUCCUCAUAUGGACAACCAGCCUCAGCUGGAUAUCCUGCUGCCCAGUCUACCUCACAAGGCUACUCACAGUCAGCCCAGGGCUAUGGAGCCAGUGGUUAUGAGAGUACUCCAGCUGCUGCUGCUCCAGCUGCUUCCCAGUCUUAUGGCUCUCAGCCAGGUUAUACUGCUCAAUCCGCUUAUCCUGGUUAUGGCCAACAGGCAGCUCCCACAACACCACAGAGUUACAAUGCUAAUGGCCAACCAGCUACCUACAGCCAGAGUAGCUAUACACAGCCAGCAGGAUAUGGACAACAACAGCCUGGUUACCAAGCCCAGCAGGCAGGUUACAGCCAACAGCAGGGCUACAGUCAGCAGACCCAGCAGCAGACACAGGCUCCUCCUGCGUACCCUCCUCAGGCUGCUGGAUCCUAUGGACAGUCUCCAGCCAGCUCUUAUGGCCAACAAGGUGGACCACCCAGUUACAAUCAGUCCAGCCAUUACAAUAAUUACAGACAAGAUGGCCAGGGUGGAGGCUCUGGUUACUCUGGCUCUGAGUCUUCAAGGUACCCAGGGGCAGGGGACAGCAGGGGCCCUGGCAGAGAUGGCUUUGAACGUGGUGGAAUGAUGCAUCGUGGGCGCGGAGGAAUGGGUCGUGGCAUGGGCGGCGCUGGCGACAGAGGUGGCUUCAGUAAGCCUGGUGGACCAAACAGCGAUGAGCGUGAAAUGGGACGCCAUGAAGAGCAGGACGACUCUGAGAACAGCACAAUCUACAUCACAGGGUUGACUGAGAAGGCCACUGAGGAGGAAAUGGCAGAGUUCUUUAAACACGUUGGUCCAAUCAGGACGAACCGCAGACUUGGCAAGCUGGCCAUUAACAUAUACAGAGACCUGGAAUCAGGCAAACCCAAAGGAGAUGCCACUCUGUCCUAUGAGGAGCCAAUCUGUGCCAAAGCAGCUGUGGAGCACUUUGAUGGGAAGGAGUUCCAAGGCCGUAGGCUCAAGGUAGCCAUGGCACGCCGAAAGCCCAUGAUGGGUGGAAUGAGAGGUGGCAUGCCCAUGCGUGAUGGCAUGAUGGGUCGUGGAGGUAUGAUGGGCCGUGGAGGAGACCGCGGUGGGUUUGGACCACGAGGUGGACCACGUGGUAUGGGCAGAGGUGGACCCACAGGAGGCAACAUGCAACAAAGAGCUGGGGACUGGGAGUGUCCAAACCCGGGCUGUGGCAACCAGAACUUUGCCUGGAGAAUGGAGUGUAACCAGUGCAAGGCUCCCAAACCAGAAGGGUUGGGCGGUGGCCCUCCAUUCCCCCCUGGUGGUGACAGAGGCAGAGGUGGCAUGGGAAUGCGCGGGGGCAGAGGAAUGGAUCGUGGGGGUCCAGCCGGAGUCGGAGGCCCAGGUGGUCCCGGAGGUUUCCGUGGAGGCUGGGGAGGCGACCGUGGUGGAUUCAGAGGACGCGGGGGAAUGGAUAGGGGUGGAUUUCGUGGAGCUGGCCGUGGAGGACCACCCAUGGACCGAAUGGGUGGCAGAGGUGGAAGAGGAAUGGGCCCACCAGGAGGAAAAAUGGAAAUGAGGGACCAUCGCCAGGAGCGCAGAGAACGACCCUACUGAAAAACAACAUGACGUUCCUCUUGUGGAAUUUGAUUUUUAAGACAGAUUUUUAAUUUAUGAUUCCAUAUUUCGAGGUUUAUUUGACUGUUAAACAUCCUGUGCAGUUUCAAAAUCGUGUUUCCAUUUAUAUUUUUAAGUUUAGUUUACCCAUGUUUUUGUUGCAUCUUGUAUUGUGCAUGUUUUUAGUUUUGUUGCCGCUUCUUCUUUUCUUUCUUUUUUAAGAAAAUACAGUCUAGGUUUGACAUUGUAUUGUAAAGUGCAUUUAUUUUUCAUUUAUAUACAUAAUUGCCUCCCCUUUUCCCCUAACGUACAAUUGUAUGAUGGCAAAUUUGGGAAAUAAAAUUUUACCAGUUUGA
Messenger RNA from Solea senegalensis (Senegalese sole), 2208 nucleotides. RefSeq names its product EWS RNA-binding protein 1b (gene ewsr1b). Gene Ontology annotation, molecular function: RNA binding; transcription coregulator activity. The transcript is spliced from 15 exons. Gene Ontology annotation, cellular component: nucleus. NCBI's taxonomy places the organism in Eukaryota, Metazoa, Chordata, Actinopteri, Pleuronectiformes, Soleidae. The coding region runs from base 41 to 1852 and encodes 603 amino acids. The record is from RefSeq and is a predicted model, not a curated record. Gene Ontology annotation, biological process: regulation of DNA-templated transcription.